AUGGAAGAGGACAGCAGGAGGGUGGAUACGGUGCGGAUGGGGAACAACCCGGAUGGGAGCUUGCUGCGGGCAUCGUCAUCAUGGUGUGCGUCGAGAGGAAGCAAUGCAUUCUGGUCGUCGGCAAGGGAGGAGGACGACGAGGAGGUGUUGCGAUGGGCGGCCAUAGAGAAGCUGCCCACCUACGACCGCAUGAGGAAAGGCAUCCUCACAGCAGUGGGCGCUGGCAUGCAGGAGGUGGACAUCCAGGAGCUCAGCAUGCAGGAAAGGAAAUGCCUCAUCCAGCGCCUCAUCCGUAUCCCCGUGGAGGACAACGAGAGAGUUGGGAUUCAGAACCCGACAAUAGAAGUGCGGUUUGAGCACUUGACUAUCCACACGGAGCCGUGGGAAAAAGGGUUGUCAAAUUUCUUCAGCAGUUCAGCUCCUGACUGUUGUGAGCUGUUCCUUUCUCAGUAUGCGCUGACUGCUUUGCACGUUAUCUCCAGUGGGAAGAGACCUAUCUCCAUCCUUCAUGACAUAAGUGGAAUCGUAAGAUCGAACAGAAUGUCUUUGUUACUAGGUGCUCCUGGAUCUGGGAAAACGAGUCUACUUCUAGCUUUGGCAGGGAAACUUGAUUCAACCCUAAAGGUAUCAGGAAGGGUGACUUAUAAUGGACAUGACAUGGACGAAUUUGUCCCCCAAAGUACAUCGGCAUACAUAGGGCAGCAUGAUGUUCACAUAGGUGAAAUGACGGUCCGUGAAACAUUGGCAUUCGCUGCAAGAUGUCAAGGAGUUGGAACACGUUAUGAUAUGCUUACUGAACUCUCAAGAAGGGAGAAACAAGCCAAAAUUAGGCCAGAUCCUGACAUUGAUGUUUACAUGAAGGAAGGACAAGAGAACUUCGUUACUGAUUAUAUCCUCAAAAUUUUGGGUCUGGAUAUUUGUGCAGAUAUAAUGGUUGGAGACUCUAUGAUCAGAGGUGAGAUGCUUGUUGGGCCAGCUAAUACACUAUUCAUGGAUGAAAUCUCCACUGGUCUGGACAGUUCCACGACCUAUCAGAUCGUCAACUCUCUAAGGCAGUCGGUCCACAUCCUUGGUGGCACUGCACUCAUCUCAUUGCUUCAGCCUGCACCUGAAACAUAUGAGCUAUUCGAUGAUAUCAUUCUCCUUGCUGAAGGCCAAAUCGUGUACCAGGGUCCCCGAGAAAAUGUCAUCGAGUUUUUUGAGGCCACGGGCUUCAGAUGUCCUGAUAGGAAAGGUGUUGCAGACUUCUUGCAAGAAGUUACUUCUAGGAAGGAUCAAUACCAGUACUGGUGUAGAAGAGAUGAGCCAUAUCGGUACGUCUCAGUAAAUGAGUUCGUAGCGACCUUCAAAGUAUUUCAUGUUGGGAAUGCAUUGGGAUUGGAGCUCGAAGUGCCCUUCGAUCGAACCAAGAACCACCCUGCUGCCCUCACAACAUCAAAGUUUAGUAUCAGCAGGAUGGAGCUUCUCAAGGCAUGCUUUUCUAGGGAGUGGCUGCUGAUGAAGAGGAACUCAUUCAUUUACAUCAUCAAAGUAGUGCAGCUCAUGAUCCUAGGAACCAUUGCAAUGACGGUCUUCCCGCGCACAAAAAUGCAUCGACACAGUGUCGAAGAUGGAGUCAUCUUUCUAGGCGCGAUGUUCCUUGGCCUAGUUACACAUUUGUUCAAUGGUUUUGUUGAGGUUGCCAUGAGCAUUGCAAAGCUGCCAAUAUUUUAUAAGCAGAGAGAUCAUCUCUUCUAUCCAUCAUGGGCAUAUGCAUUGCCUACAUGGUUGCUCAAGAUCCCAAUAUCAUUCUUGGAAUGCGCUAUGUGGACUGGCAUGACUUACUAUGUCAUUGGUUUUGAUCCAAGCAUCGAAAGAUUCUUCCGUCAUUACCUUCUGCUUGUACUAAUAAGCCAGAUGGCAUCUGGUCUUUUCCGGCUUCUUGCUGCAGUAGGAAGAGACAUGGUUGUUGCAGAGACGUUUGGCUCAUUUGCUCAGAUUGCCCUGCUGAUUCUUGGUGGAUUCUUGAUAGCAAGAAAUAACAUCAAGACAUCCUGGAUUUGGGGUUACUGGUCCUCCCCUCUGAUGUAUGCCCAGAAUGCCAUAGCGGUGAAUGAGUUCCUUGGCAAUAGUUGGCAGGUCGAUAAGACAGAAAACAAUGGCACACUCGGUGUCCAAAUCCUAAAGGCACGGGGCAUUUUUGUAGAGCCAAACUGGUACUGGGUUGGUGUUGGAGCAUUGCUUGGAUACAUCAUGAUUUUCAAUUUACUCUUUGUACUGUUCCUUGACUGGCUUGGCCCACUUAGAAAAUGCCAAACUAUUGUUUCUGAGGAGGAACUGAGAGAGAAGCAUGUAAACCGUACCGGUGAGAAUGUUGAACUGCUGCCUCUUGGAACAGACUGCCAGAAUUCACCAUCCGAUGGAAGUGGAGAAAUCACCAGAGCAGACACUAAGAAGAGAGGAAUGGUACUUCCAUUUACGCCAUUGACAAUCACCUUUGACAAUAUCAAAUACUCCGUGGACAUGCCUCAGGAAAUGAAAGACAAAGGUAUUACUGAAGACCGGCUACUACUGCUGAAGGGUGUAAGUGGAGCCUUCAGACCUGGAGCCCUUACGGCAUUGAUGGGAGUCAGCGGAGCGGGUAAAAUGACUCUAUUGGAUGUGUUGGCAGGAAGGAAAACUAGUGGCUACAUUGAAGGAGAUAUUUACAUAUCUGGAUGGCUGAUGUUUGUGGAGGAGGUUGCUAAACUCGUCGAGCUCAUGCCACUGAGAGGAGCAUUAGUGGGGCUGCCAGGAGUGGAUGGUUUGUCUACCGAACAGAGGAAGAGGCUCACUAUAGCAGUUGAGCUUGUUGCCAACCCAUCCAUCAUAUUCAUGGAUGAACCAACUUCGGGACUAGAUGCGAGGGCAGCUGCAAUUGUGAUGAGGACAGUCAGAAACACGGUCGAUACUGGACGAACAGUCGUCUGCACAAUCCAUCAGCCCAGCAUCGACAUCUUUGAAGCUUUUGAUGAGCUGUUCUUGCUAAAACGGGAAGGUGAAGAAAUAUACGUUGGCCCCUUGGGACACAAGUCAUGCCACCUAAUUAAGUACUUUGAGGGAGUACGAGGUGUGAAGAAAAUCAAGGACGGUUACAAUCCUGCAACAUGGAUGUUGGAAGUGACCACCCUAGCUCAAGAAGACAUUCUUGGGUGCAACUUUGCUGAAGUAUACAGGAAUUCAGAUUUAUACCGUGGCAAGAGGGACCUGUUCGACGCUUUGGGAUCCAUGUAUGCUACGGUUCUUUUAAUUGGAGUUCAGAAUGGCCUAACCGUACAACCGAUAGCAGAAGUUGAGAGAACAGUAUUCUAUCGAGAAAAGGCUGCUGGAAUGUACUCGGCUCUACCCUAUGCUUUUGCACAGAGGAUACCAAUACGGUGGAUUUGGUACUCGUGGACAUGCCCAGUGGCUUGGACACUAUAUGGACUUGUGGCUUCCCAAUUUGGAGACAUUACAGAUGUUAAGCUGGAAGACGGGGAAAUAGUGAAAGAUUUCAUCAACAGAUUCUUUGGGUUUACGCAUGAUCACUUGGGUUACGCAGCUACUGCCGUUGUUGGCUUCACUGUUCUCUUUAGUUUCAUGUUUGCCUUCUCCAUCAAAGUAUUCAACUUCUAG
This is a messenger RNA of Miscanthus lutarioriparius, 3633 nucleotides long. The record is from the annotation of a GenBank genome assembly. Lineage: Eukaryota; Viridiplantae; Streptophyta; Magnoliopsida; Poales; Poaceae.